UCGACGAGAUAGAGACGACGCCCUUCUACAUACACCCCAACCUUUCUUUCUCAUUGGAGCCUUUUCUUUUCUUUUCUUUUUCGUUCAGUACAGUAAGAAGAAAUCCGUCUUUGGAAGCUUUCUUUCUUUGUUUCUCUCGUCCGUUGCCAGGAACCCCAGUUUGCCGUCUCCAACAUAGUAAUCAUGUCAAAAGUCUUCACCCCGGGUGCCCCGUCACUCGAAAACGACGACUCGAUGAUCUCGCGCAAGUUCGGCCGAGAGGUCAUCAACUACUACGGCGGCGGCCUGCUCAACCGCUUCUCCUUCCUGCGCAACGACAUCGGCUUCAUUUGCCGCGCCGCCACGGCGCCCACCACGCAGUUCAUUGCGCUGCGCGACCUCAACCCGCUCAUCGCCGACCCGGCGCGGCUGGCCUUUUUCAGCCACGACGACGUGCGGCCGCUGAUUGGCGCCGAUCCCUUUGGCCGCACUGACCUGGAGAAGCAACAGACGUUUGACUCGACCAAGCCGAGCCCGCUGCUGCUGUUCUUGGGUUUGUUGCCGAGCACGCCAAACGGCUUGGAUCUGGAGACGACCAAGCAUGGCGUUGUGAAUGGGCAGCCGUACUUUGCGCUCGAUGUCACGCCCAAGGGCCAGUAUGCGGAGGAGGCCGAGACGUUUCUGAAGAAGGCGCAGGAGAAGGGAUAUUCGGUGCAGGAGAAUGUGCGGACCAUGACGCUUCACCCGGAAGCAGCCGCCAUCCUCGCCCAAGCCCGCUCCCUCAUCGACUGGAACGCCCGCAACCUCCACUGCGCCGGCUGCGGCAACCUCAACCUCUCCGUCGAGACGGGCUACAAGCGCGUGUGCCCAACCCACGACCUCGCCGGCGGCGCCACGCCCAUCGAGCGCCCCGACUGCCCGACCCGCCACGGCAUCUCCAACGUCUGCUUCCCGCGCACCGACCCGACCAUGAUCGCCGCCGUCGUCUCCGCCGACGCCAAGCGCGUGCUGCUCGGCCGCUCCGCCCGCUGGCCCCCCAAGUGGCACAGCACCCUGGCCGGCUUCAUCGAGCCGGGCGAGUCCAUCGAGGACUCGGUGCGCCGCGAGGUCUGGGAGGAGGCUGGCGUGCGAGUCGGCCGCGUCACCAUCCACUCGAGCCAGCCGUGGCCGUACCCCUCCAGCUUGAUGAUUGGUGCUAUUGCGCAGGCGCUGCCGGACGGCGAGGACAUCACCCUGCUGGACAAGGAGCUGGAGGCUGCAAAGUGGUUCACCUUUGAGGAGGUGCGGGAGGCGCUCAAGAACGGCACAAGUGCGCUGGGCGAUCCUACGCCGGUGGGAUAUACCGGGGAGUUGUGCGUGCCGCCGAAGCAGGCGAUUGCGCAUCAGCUGCUGCAGGCCGUGGUGGAUGGCUAUUUUGACCCUCUGCCCAAGAUGUAGGCUAUAGCGUUUUGUAACACUUGUAUGUAGCGAUCAUAGAAUGGAACAAGGAAGAAAGAAAGAAAGAAAAACAAUAGAACUCACGACGUGUAUGUCAACAAUCAUAUGUUUUCCAUCAAGCGGUAUUGAUAUAAGUAUUACUAUUCAGGCAGUAAUUCUACUUAACCUAACCCAG
Trichoderma asperellum CBS 433.97 is the source of this 1591-nucleotide messenger RNA. RefSeq lists its product as uncharacterized. The record is from RefSeq and is a predicted model, not a curated record. Gene Ontology annotation, molecular function: NADH pyrophosphatase activity. Lineage: Eukaryota; Fungi; Ascomycota; Sordariomycetes; Hypocreales; Hypocreaceae. Gene Ontology annotation, biological process: NAD+ catabolic process; NADP+ catabolic process. Gene Ontology annotation, cellular component: peroxisome; cytosol.